Molecule: messenger RNA, 2586 nt
Organism: Scophthalmus maximus (turbot)
Lineage: Eukaryota; Metazoa; Chordata; Actinopteri; Pleuronectiformes; Scophthalmidae
Gene: rabggta
Product: Rab geranylgeranyltransferase subunit alpha
Exons: 17
Coding region: 259-2010 (583 amino acids)
Biological process (GO): protein geranylgeranylation
Cellular component (GO): cytoplasm; Rab-protein geranylgeranyltransferase complex
Molecular function (GO): Rab geranylgeranyltransferase activity; protein binding; zinc ion binding
Source: RefSeq, a predicted model, not a curated record
GUGUGGUGUCAGCAGCAGGCGACGCUCAGUGACGCAGAAUUCAGGAGCCGGAAGUGGGAAAUUGUAGUCGUAAUGAACUGGCGAGUGUGACAUGACAAUUCAAAUACCUGUCUGAAAAACCAUCGACAAGCCUCGAAGAAAACCAGCUGCGUCUGCGUCGUGUAGACGUGAAACGGGCCGAAACCCUGAACAGCAUCCUUGCUUGUAAACAGAUCUUUGAAGAAGAAGAAGAAGAAGUGUCCUUCACUGACAGAAAAGAUGCAUGGACGAUUGAAGGUUAAAUCCACAGCCCAGCAGGAGGAGCAGAAAAGACAGGAGCGAGAGAAGAAGCUGAAGAUAUUUGUGGCUGUACGAGAUGCCUGUUUUUCCAAGAGGAAGGAGGGUAUUUGGGACGAUGAGGCUCUCAAACUGACCCAGCAAGUGUUAUCAUCCAAUCCUGACUUUGCGACCCUCUGGAACUACAGAAAGGAGAUCCUAAUGCACCAGGAAACUGUGAAGGAAAAAGAUGAAGUGCAAACGAUUUACGGGGCAGAGCUGUCCUUUUUAGAGUCUUGCCUGCAGACAAAUCCAAAGUCAUAUGGCUCCUGGUACCACAGAGGUUGGGUCUCUUCCCGCAUGCCUAAACCGGAUUGGGCAAGAGAGCUAACUCUUUGUGAUCGUUGCCUCAGCCUGGACGAACGCAACUUCCAUUGCUGGGAUUAUCGCAGAAUGGUUGUGAAGAUGUCUGGUGUGUCCGUGGAUCAGGAGUUGGCGUUCACCGAUCGUCUCAUCGGCUCCAACUUUUCCAACUACUCCAGCUGGCACUACCGCAGCACCUUGCUGCCGCUUCUCCACCCAGAGUCUCCUGAGCCCCCGUCGCCGUGCCUCAAGCCUGCACAGACCUCCCCUCCACCUUCUCCGCAAACCCACUCCCAUCGCGUCUGUGAAGAGCAGCUGCUCAAAGAAUAUGAGCUCGUACAGAACGCUUUUUUCACCGACCCAAACGACCAGAGUGCUUGGUUCUACUAUCGGUGGUUGCUAGGUAGAGCGGAACGUGAAGAUAUGAUAAGCUGUGUUUAUGUCAGUCGGGAUGAGGAGAGAGUAGCUGUUGCCUUCUCCAGGCCUGUUAAUGCGCAGUCGGUCGGCCUGCUGCUGGUCCUUGACGGUCAGCCCCAGAGGGUGGAGUGGAGGAGUGUGCACCCACGCUUUAAACACAGCCCUCUCUGGAUUUGUGAUCUCCCUCCUGGAACAAUCAGCGACAUCAGUUAUGAACACAAUCUGACUGUGCACUGGACUGAAAAACACAUUCACAGAGACUGUGCUCUUUACACAGGUCGAACUGAGAGCUACUGUCGGGACUCUGCUUUGGAUCAGGAACUCUUCAGGAGCGAACUCUCUGUGGAGAAGACCUCGGUGUUACAGUCAGAGCUACAAUCAUGCAAUCAGCUACAAGAACUGGAACCACUCAAUAAGUGGUGCUCACUGACCAUUAUACUCCUGAUGAGGGCGCUAGACCCUCUGGGAUAUGAGAAAGAGAUGCUUGCUCACUUCCAGACACUCAGAGAAGUGGAUUCCAUGCGCUCUGCAUAUUACAGUGACCUGUGCAGCAAGUUCAUGAUAGAAAACACCAUCCUGAAAAUGGAGUAUGCCGAAGUACGCGUCUUCAGCAUUUCUGACAAGAACCUGACCACGUUAUGCCACCUUGACCAGCUGUUAUUGGUCACCCACAUUAAUCUGUCCUCCAAUCAGCUGCAGCGACUGCCUCCUCAGUUUGCUAUGUUGCAGUGCCUCGAGGUAUUGGAGGCUGAUAACAACUCCAUAGAAAAUCUGGAGGGACUGUAUCACCUUCCUAAACUGGAGGAAGUCCUCUUGAAGAACAACAAAAUCUCCACACUCGCAGAUCUUCAGCCCCUGGCCUCCUGCCCCAAGCUGAAGCGCCUCGAUCUCCGUGGCAACCCCGUCACUCAGAUUGCCAACGUCGAGUCAGAGUUGGCCGAGCUGCUGCCCGCAGUCAAAGACCUGCUGCUCUGAUCAGACAGAGAGCAGGUAUCACUGCCACCGAUCGUCGUGUCUUUUAACGGUCCUUCACUUUCUCAAGUGUGUUUGUUUGUGAGAGAGCAAGUGGCCGUUGUUUUUUUCUCCCCUAAGUGUUUGUUCCUGUUAUUUGGGAGAACGUCAAUCACGGUGACCCUGGAGAGUCUGAAAGCCUCAGCAAACCUCCAACACCUUCGAUGAACUGUCUAGAUGUGUGUGUCAGUGCUUAUCGCCAAUGUUGCUUUUCUUCUAUUGUGUGUGCCUACGUAUGUCCUUAACUUAAACUCAGCAACACAUCCAGAUGCAUGCAGAAACACUGAAAAUGGAGUAAAUCGACCGAAUAUGGAUUGGCUUGCAGCAAUGCAGACUUAUUGCCUUGAUAAGCUUUGAAACUGUUGAAUUGAGAAAAAAAAAAAGCUUAUAACUGAUCAUCAGAGCGCCACAUUGUUCUCAUGCACAUUUUUUUUAAAGGUCGUGUAAAGCAUUAACUAUAUGAUAAUAUACUGUUGCACAGUAUGUCACAGAUCCAGUAAUAAAACAGCACACAUUGUGUCACUGCCUUCCAACUUCCAA